Molecule: messenger RNA, 4878 nt
Organism: Dromiciops gliroides (monito del monte)
Lineage: Eukaryota; Metazoa; Chordata; Mammalia; Microbiotheria; Microbiotheriidae
Gene: INPP5D
Product: inositol polyphosphate-5-phosphatase D
Exons: 27
Coding region: 106-3675 (1189 amino acids)
Biological process (GO): phosphatidylinositol dephosphorylation
Molecular function (GO): phosphatase activity
Source: RefSeq, a predicted model, not a curated record
CGGGGGGCAGCAGCCGGAACAUUUCGGGGGCUUCCCUUGCCCGGCGUGGCCUUGGAGGAGAGCGGGCAGGGCUGGGCCCGCAGUCCCGCUCCUGAAGCACCGGCGAUGGUCCACUGCUGGAAUCAUGGGAACAUCACCCGCUCGAAGGCCGAGGAGCUGCUCUCCAAGACGGGGAAGGACGGGAGCUUCCUAGUGCGGGCCAGCGAAUCCAUCUCCCGAGCAUUCGCGCUCUGUGUCUUGUUUCGGAAUUGUGUCUAUACCUACAGGAUUCUGUCCAAUGAAGAAGAGAAAUUCACUGUCCAGGCAUCCGAAGGGGUCCCUGUCAGGUUCUUCCCCAGCCUGGAGCAGCUCAUUGAGUUCUAUAAGAAGGAGAACAUGGGCCUGGUGACCCACCUGCAGUAUCCUGUACCACUGGAAGAGGAAGAGGCCGGAGAUGAGCUGGAGGAGGAAACAGAAUUCUUCAUCUCCCCACCGGAGCUGCCACCCAGGAACCUUCCCCUGGUGUCAGGAUCAAGCGAGGUCAAGGAAGUUGCUCUCCCAGCCGAUAAUUCCCGAGUCACGGAGUACAGCCCGUUAUCGCUGUCUGAGACGCUGCUUCAGCGUCUGCAGGGCAUGGACACCAGUGGGCUCCCUGAAGAGCACCUGAAAGCCAUCCAAGAUUACCUGAGCACUCAGAUUGUCACAGAUGCUGAAUUUGUAAAGACCGGCUCCAGCAAUCUCCCCCACCUCAAGAAGCUGAUCAUGGCCCUCUGCAAAGAGCUCUACAGUGAAGUCGCCAGGACCCUCCCAUCCCUAGAGUCCAUGCAGAGGUUAUUUGACCAGCAGCUGUCGCCCGGUAUCCGGCCACGGCCUCAGGUGUGUUCAGAGGCAAGUCCUGUCAACAUGAUAGCCAAGCUGGGCCAGCUGACCAGUUUACUGUCCUCCCUUGAAGAUAAGGUAAAGGCGCUUUUGGGAGAAGGUCCUGAAUCCACACAUCGGCGAUCACUCAUCCCUCCAGUCACUUUUGAGGUAAAAGCAGAAUCCUUAGGAAUUUCACAAAAAAUGCAGCUUAAAGUUGAUGUUGAAUCUGGGAAACUGAUUAUCAAGAAAUCCAAGGACGGCCCCGAGGAUAAAUUCUAUAGCCACAAGAAAAUCUUACAGCUCAUCAAGUCCCAGAAAUUUCAUAACAAGCUUGUCAUUGUGGUGGAAACAGAGAAAGAGAAAACUUUGAGGAAGGAAUACGUCUUUGCUGACUCAAAGAAAAGAGAGGGCUUCUGUCAGCUCCUCCAGCAGAUGAAGAACAAGCACUCAGAGCAGCCUGAGCCCGACAUGAUCACCAUCUUCAUCGGCACCUGGAACAUGGGUGAUGCUCCUCCUCCCAAGAAGAUCACAUCCUGGUUUCUCUCCAAGGGUCAGGGAAAGACCCGGGACGACUCAGCAGACUACAUUCCCCAUGACAUCUAUGUGAUUGGCACCCAGGAGGAUCCCCUGGGUGACAAAGAGUGGCUGGAAAUUCUGAAACACUCCUUGCAGGAAAUCACUGAUAUCAGUUUUAAAACGAUAGCCAUCCACACCCUCUGGAACAUCCGGAUCGUUGUGCUGGCCAAGUCAGAACAUGAAAACCGGAUCAGUCACAUCUGCACAAACAAUGUCAAGACAGGGAUCGCCAACACUCUUGGUAAUAAAGGAGCUGUGGGUGUGUCAUUCAUGUUUAAUGGAACCUCCUUGGGAUUUGUCAACAGCCACUUAACUUCAGGAAGUGAAAAGAAACUUAGGCGGAAUCAGAACUACAUGAGCAUCCUCCGCUUCCUGGCCCUGGGAGACAAGAAGCUGAGCCCUUUCAACAUCACUCACCGCUUCACGCACCUCUUCUGGCUGGGAGACCUGAACUACAGACUGGAGCUGCCGCCCUCAGAAGCUGAGAACAUCAUCCAGAAGAUUAAGCAGCAACAGUACUCGGAGCUGCUCUUGCACGACCAGCUCCUCUUGGAGCGCAAAGAGCAGAAGGUCUUCCUGCAUUUUGAUGAGGAAGAGAUCACCUUUGCUCCCACCUACCGCUUUGAAAGACUGACUCGAGAAAAGUAUGCCUACACUAAGCAGAAAGCCACAGGGAUGAAAUACAAUUUACCAUCUUGGUGUGAUCGUGUGCUCUGGAAAUCCUAUCCCCUUGUGCAUGUGGUGUGUCAGUCCUAUGGUUGCACCAGUGACAUCAUGACGAGUGAUCACAGUCCUGUCUUUGCCACUUUUGAAGCAGGGGUCACCUCACAGUUUGUCUCCAAGAAUGGUCCUGGGACCGUGGACUCACAAGGACAAAUCGAGUUCCUGAAGUGCUAUGCCACCUUGAAGACAAAGUCACAGACAAAAUUCUACUUGGAGUUCCAUUCCAGCUGCCUAGAAAGUUUUGUGAAGAGCCAGGAAGGAGAGAAUGAAGAAGGAACAGAAGGGGAGCUGGUGGUGAAGUUUAUAGAUGACCUCCCAAAGCUGACCCCCAUCAUCUCUGACCCCGAGUAUCUGUUGGACCAGCACAUUCUCAUCAGCAUCAAGUCAUCGGACAGUGAUGAGUCAUACGGUGAAGGCUGCAUUGCUUUAAGAUCCGAAGCCACAGAGUCCUUGGUACCCAUCUAUACUGCCCUCACUCACCAUGGAGAGAUGAUGGGUCACUUCCGAGGGGAGAUUAAGCUGCAGACCUCCCAAGGGAAGAAGAGAGAGAGGCUCUAUGACUUUGUGAAGACGGAGCGAGACGAGGCCACUGGGCAGAAGUCCCUGAAGAGCCUCACCAGCCAUGACCCCACAAAACAGUGGGAGUGUCCCCCCAGAGUGCACUGUGGUGGUUCCAGCUUCACCGAGAUCACCAACCCCAGCUAUCUCGGGGUGGGGCACUUCGGCCCGCAGAUGCCUCUCCACGGGAAGCCAACCGUCUCCUCUGAGCUGCCGACCACCUUCCGGAGCUGUGAUCAGCCUCCCAAAGACAGCCCCCCAGUGCCCAGCUGGGGGGAGUCUCCCCUGACCCCACCCUCACAGCCCCCUCUGUCUCCAAAAAAGUUCCCUCCCUGCUCAGCGCCCCGAGCUCCCAAUCUCAGGACCCAGGAGCAACUGCCAAGCGACUUGGGGAAGAAUAUGGCGGAUCCCUUAUCCAUAGAGGAACAACAGCUGACGAAGCCGGAAAUGUUUGAGAACCCGCUGUAUGGAUCUGUGAGUUCCUUCCCUAAGCCAGCGCCCAGGAAAGAGCAAGAGUCCCCCAAGACCUUGAGGAAGGAUCGCCCAGCCUGUGCAGAGCCAGGAGCUCGGUCUCCUGUCAUUGUCUUCACAAAACAGGCAGAAGGUGAGGGUGGCAAGUUGGCCAACAAGCAGGGUGUCCCCUUCCUCCCGGUGCCCAGGAUGCGUUCUUUUACCUGUUCCUCCUCUCCAGAGGGGAGGACCACAUCAGCAGGGGAAAAGACCCAGGCAAAGCCCAAACCUGCCACCCCAUCAGAAACUCCAGUCCCAGCCAAGAGGCCAGUCAAGCCUGCCCGGUCUGAAAUGAGUCAGCAGGGGAAUUCAGGACAGACAAGCAGGCCGCCUCUGCCCGCCAAAAGUCCAACUGUGUUACAACUGCAGCAUUCUAAAGCCCGAGACUACCGGGAGAGUUCUGAGCUCCCGCACCACGGGAAGCACUGGCCGGAGGAAGGACCAGUCAGCAGGACAUCUAUGCAGUGAGUGUCACCUGGGCAGGCAUAUCUGGAAAGAGAAGGUAGACAAGCCUCCCCCACACUCUCCAAUCUGAUGUUCUUGACAUUGGUCACAAGGCUUUUUGUUUUCAAGAAAUGGACUAUGCUCUUUGGGGACCGCUGGAUUGCACUGUUGGUUCACUGAGUAGAAUUGUUUGGGUUGGAUAAAGAAGAGAUCCAGAUGGACUACAAGGAACCCAAGUGACCAAGCCACCUGUUACAAUUCCACAGGCCAUUGCUGAUGCCUUAGAGCGUGGAUCUGGCAGGCAGCCAUCUCCAAAGGAGAGAAUAAGGUACAAAUGAGAGAGUGAAAAUGAAUCUCUCUUGGCAAACCAAAGCCAUGAGGCCCAGGCCUGUGCUGGGCAAUGAUUCCUUCAGUGGAACACAUAGCCUGGGCAAAGCAUUAAUGGGAUGACCAGGGCAGGUUGAGCAGGGAAACAAAGAAUGAAGACUUGGGGACUAUACCAAGUGAAUAUAGUCACUGACUUAGGGUACAAAGCAAUUUACCUUUGGGGGUCAUGGAGUCACAAAAUACACUGGAUAGGGUCUUAGAUAGUCCUGGUUUCUUAGUGAGGCCAGUGGGGAAAAAACAAUCGUUUAAUUUAGCUUAGUAUAGAAUGCAACGGAAGGAGAUUCCAGAAUCAAUGUUAACCCCAAGGGACUUAGCUGAGCAAGAAAAGGAUGCCUUUCUCAGCCCAGGCCUUGCCUUUGGGGGAAGCAAAGGUCUAUCUCACCUCUCACAAAUCUUUCCUUAGGUUUAUUAAGCACAAGGAGGUCUAGCCGAACUAACUUAUUCCCAUUCUCCCAGAGAUAGAGCCUCAGAUACCAAGAAGUCAGGCUAGACUUCCCCUAACACUUAAGUACCUACUAGCACCCACCCCAACACUGUUGUUCCUAUCAGAGGUGGUGCCCUUCUACUUGAUGUGCUUUAGAAUGAACACUUCCUGUUCUGGGUCUUGGACUAGCUCCACUUUUCUCUGUAGCUGCAUUAGAAAUACACAUCUUCUUCCCUUUGUGGGUCGAGUGGGAUAAUUAUUUGGUGAUUUCCCCCCCUCCCCCAUUCAAUUUUAUUUUAAAUGAGAAAAAACAUUAGUGUUAGAAUCCAAGGUGGUUGUGUGUGUAUAUAUGUGUGUGUAUGUGAUUUCCCUAGCAUGCCCAUGUGUCAAUUUGUGUAUAGAAAUGUGUUAAUAAA